This is a messenger RNA of Plasmodium vivax (malaria parasite P. vivax), 6162 nucleotides long. RefSeq lists its product as hypothetical. The transcript has 3 exons. NCBI's taxonomy places the organism in Eukaryota, Apicomplexa, Aconoidasida, Haemosporida, Plasmodiidae. Bases 1 to 6162 code for a protein of 2053 amino acids. The record is from RefSeq and is a predicted model, not a curated record.
AUGAAUUACCUAGAGAGGAACAAAAUCGAAACGAUUUACAAGGACGACUACACAGACUUCACGAGGCUCAGCGACUUUGAGGUGUUCACCAAGGAUAUCCUAGUGAGCUUAAAAAAAUUGAACAUCCUAGAGACCAAGAGGAAAUAUGAAAGGAAGUAUGCCUUUGCAAAUGCUGAGCAGAGGGACAAACCUCUGGCCCCUCUUUCUCUCUUCAUCACGGUGGACGACACGUGUAACUUUUUAAAAAAAUUGGUAAUAAAAAAGGACUAUUGCAUAAAAUUAAAUUAUAUUUAUUACCCUCAUAAUAAAUGCCAAAAUGUGAUCCCCUUUAAUGCGGAGGAGAGCUCGGACUCUUAUAGGAAGAAUGUGAACGCGGUUAACUCGUUUUAUUGUUUGCAUGGGAAUUUGAAUUGCUCCGAGAUUGUGCUUUUCCCCGCGAGGACCUUUCCUAUACAGCGGUUUUUUUUCGUGAACGAAUACGUGGAGCUCGAAGUGAUAGACAGGAGCGUCCCGGAGGAAGAGCAGUACAUCGUCGUGGAGAGCCUGUCCGUGAGCAACCUGAUGCUGAACGCGUUGAAGCAAGCGCUGAGCGAGUUGGAGAUUUGCCUGCCCACCUUCGUCGCGGUGGACAAGAACUACUACAUAUACCACGGCCAUUUCUACACGAGCGACUACACCUACUUUAACGCAACUGCCGGUGGGCCCGAGAAGGCGAACUACGUCUCCCUGUACAAGGGCACCGGGUUCGAGGUGAAUUACAACUCCUUCAAGUUCUUCAACUACUUCAAGUGCUUCUCCUACGACCAGCUGGUGGCCCUCUUCUCGCUUUUCAUCUACCUCUCCAACGUGAGGGGAAAAAACAUUUUCAAAAUCAGCGUGUAUAUAAAAAAUAUUUAUUUGAUUGACAAGCCGCAGUGCAGCCAUGUGCUCGGCGCCACCGACCUGAGGAACCGGCGGUUCAGCGGUUUGAAGCUGCUCGUCAGGGGGAAGCGGGGAAGAGUGGAGAAGGCAGUCAGAGAGGGAAAAGCGGGCAGAGUAGUCUCAUCCGGAAGAGCGGCCAAACCGGGCGGCGAGCGGAAGAGGGAGAAGCAAACGCACAGGAAGAGCAAGCAAAUCUACAUCUUCAAAAACGCGCACAAAAGGAACGCCUACGAUAGGGAGGUUGUCCCGCACAUGUACAUGAACCAUAUUUAUAAUUAUAUAAAGAAAAAGAAAUUUUAUGGGCGGAGGAUAUUUCUCUGUUGCUUUGUGAAGGAGAGGAGUGGCUUCCUCGGUGGCAGAAGCGAUAGAGGUGAUAGAAGCGAGACAACCCCCCUCGGCGGCAGAAGCGAUAGAAGCGAGGCCGCCACCCCCCUCGAUAGCAGAGUUCAUAAUAGUGAGGCCAACCCCCUGGGGUGGUGGGUUGUUAGGCGCACUGCGGAAGAACGAAGCGUUGCCCUGCGAAACUACCUGUUCAGCAUGAAAAGCGACCUUUUUGGAAAACCGAGUUACUACCAAGGGAGCGAUUUUAAAAAAGUAAAAUUAACGGAUGUCCUGUCAGACGAUGGGGGGGUGGAAGAUGAGGAGAAGGAGGAGGAAGAAAAUGAUGAAGAAGGGGACACAAAUGAGAAGAGCCUUCCGGAUUACUCCGACUCAUCUCUGCUAUUUUACCCCUGCCCAUUGGUUACCCAAAAUAGCAGUUACGAGCAAAACAGCGAAAAUGUGAAGUGUAGGAAGAAAUCUACCUUCGAGGAAAUCAAUCGGUUGUACCAAAAUUUGAGGAGCCACAAAAAUUUACCCAAAAGUGAAAGUAACCCCUUUGUCUCCAUUUAUGUUUUGAAUUUCAUAAGCAACAUGGAGUCUAAUAUAUUAAGUGGGGUGACCAAUGUGAGUGGAGGGAUGGUUUUUCCUCAAAAUGAGGGAGUUUCCCAUCUGAGCAGUGGGAUGGCUACCCUCAUUGGUGGAUCCUCUAAUCUGAGCGGCAGCCCAGUUCAUGUGAGUCCCCACGGAAAUGCACGAAGUAACGAGCAGGAUAGGCGGAAAAGAAAAAAACGAGUCGUUAACGUGUGGAAAAUCAGAUUCAUUAACAAUGAUAAGUACAAGGGGAAAAACAGCUUCCUCUUGAAGAACAUACUGAGGCUGUACUACAACGAGUUGUUGGAGCUAAAGAAAAAGAAGACUGACAGCAGAAACGAGUGCAAAAACGAGUGCAAAAACGAGUGCAAAAACGAGUGCAGAAACGAGUGCAAACAGGAGUGCAAAAAUGAGUGCAGGCACGAUUGCAAACAGGAGUGCAGGCACGAUUGCAAACAGGAGUGCAGGCACGAAGGCGCCAACGAUAUGAUGACGUCGGUGCAGCACUACCUGAUGGAGUUCAUGCCGCUGAAAAACAAAGACUGGGUGAGGGACAGGGAAACGUCCGCCUACAGCUGCUUUAACGUAGAGGAGGACUCGACGAGGUACUACGUGGACAAAAUUCUGAACAACAUGUUUAGCAGUAACAAGCGAAAGGUGUACGAGUGGCCUCGGGGGCGGGGGGCUAGAGGGAAACUGCGGCCAAGGAGGAGCGCCCACAAUGAGUGCUUCGGCACGGAGGAGGCGCAGAGCAGCGGCGGGGGCUACUCGAAUGUUGGCGGCGGGGGCUACGCGAAUGUUGGCAGCGGGGGCUACGCGAAUGUUGGCAGCGGGGGCUACGCGAAUGAUGGCGCGGGGGGGAAUCCCAACAGUGGAGGAAGUCAGAGCCCCGUCGGGGGCGCAAACCACAGGGUUGUCGGGGGGAACCUCUUCGUAAGUAAGGUUGACGGAGAGCUAUUCCCGCAGAAGGGCAAUCGAGGGUAUCUCAGCCUGUACCAGAACGACGCCAAGGAGGUGCACUUCGUUCUAAAGAAGGGGGACAACUUCCCCAAGAGGAGGGCCAACCCCGUGCAUGCGAGGAAGGGCAGGCGCGGGAGGGACCCGCACGCGGCCGCGGGGGCAAGGGGGAAGGGGGCGCAAAGGAGGGGGCAAGCGCGGGGGGAGAGCGAGAGUGGGGAGAGCGUUAGUAGCGGCAAUAGUGGUCACAAUGGUGAGAGUGACCGCAGCAACCGAAGCAACCGCAGCAACGGCAGUAAGCGAAGUAAGCGAAGCGGCGAAAACAAGCUGGAGCAACUGGUGAGGGACUUCCUAAAAAUCAAGGAAAGGUACUUCCUGUGCCACCGCGAAGAAAGGAUAACCGUGCUGUUCUUCUACCUCAUCAGCCACUCCAGCAACAUAAAAACGUUCUACUACAUAUGGAAUCAAUUCUUCGACAACAUAAGAAAUAAAUACGAAAAUAAUGAGUACAUUUUUAACGACUGCAUGUUCCUGUCUUACGGUCCGUUGAACGUGUAUUCCUACAGGUGCUCCAUCCUUUCGCAGUAUAUAAAGGCGCUCAACAUUUCUACGCAGCAGUUUAAAAUCAACGAAAUGAAGAACCAUAUGAAACUGAAGAAGACGUUGAGUAUCUUCUGCAACGAUAGCGAUAACCCUUUGGGGAAGGACAGCUCCUCCAACUGUGGGAGCCUCUCCAAUGUAAAUGAAAAGGAACCGUUUGUAAGUAUCUCUCACAGUAAGAGCAGCAAUAGCUUGACUACGUUUUUUAAGAAGAGCACAUUUGAGGAGACUGUUUUUUACUCCUGCGAAAUGAAUGACAGCAGCAGUGUGUACAAUCGGAAGUCCUCCGGGGUGCCUCCUCACGAAGGCGGCUCGCCCAACAUGGAGCUGGAGCACAUCAGUGGGAGCGCGGACUCGAUUGCGCGCCUUGCCCCCGAGGCGCAUCCGCUAAGCGGCGUGAGUGGCGGCGUCAGCAACGACGUCAGCAACGAUUUGAGUAACGGCGUCAGUAACGAUUUGCGUAACACCCCCAGUAACAACCCCAGCAACAACGUGGGUAACCCCCCCGGGGACGCGCGCCCUGAGAGCCCGAGCAACGAGCCCGGCAAGCCGCCCAAACGCAGCGGCAGCGCCCUCCCGGGCACGGAGAGAGGCAAGGCGAGCAAAAAAAGCAGCCCCGUGAUUUCGAACUUCUUCCCCUACCCAUUAAACAACAUGGAGCUCUUCAUAACGAAGAACAACGCAGGGGCAAAGGAGGUGAACGACCAAGACGACAUGAUCACCCUCAUACACGAAAUUUUAAGAAGCAGCAACAAGGAUAGCUACACAUACGCAGAUUUUACAAGGUGGUAUAGGAAUAAUGUGGGCAAAUUUAGCUACACCUCUCAGAAUGUAUUAAAAUAUUGCUACAAAAGCAUCAAGGACAGCUACUUUGUUAACGUAGACGUGGGCUACAUAAAAGAGAAGUGCAAAGAAAUUGAUGAGAAAUACUAUAGGAGGGGGGGUACGAAUGACUCGUGUGGAAAAAAGGGAAAGGAGGACUACCUAAAGAAGAUGUUCCACUACGUGAAGAGCAACUAUGAUUAUAUAAAAAAAAUUAAGUGCCCAUUCAACACCUUCUUCGUGGGGGAGCUAAAUCUGGAUAACCUCCUAAAUUUAAACAUCCUAGAUUUGCUCGACUGUGCCUUUAAGGUUUUUUUUAUUUCUUAUUUAAAUUCUGUGAUGAACUCCAAGCUGAUUUACAUCCGCAAGAUUCAGGAGGUCCUGGCGAGCAUGUUCGCCAUCAUAAAGGGCAUUCACAGGAGGGGGAGGGGGCGGCGGAGGAGCAGCAGGAGCAGGAGCAGCAGGAAGGGGGAGAGAAGCGGCCCCGGCGGUGAGAGAAGCGGUCAAAAUGGUGAGAAAAACAGCCGCGGUGGUGAGGAAAGCGGUCAAAGUGGAAAGAAAAACAGCCGCGGUGGAGAUGGCAACCUCGGUGAGGCGACCCCCCCGGGGUGUCCAAACCCCUCGCCUGCCUUGGCCAAGGGUGCACGGGGAAAGGACCCCCCUGGUGAUGACGCAGGGAGGAGGGACCCCAACUCCACUGUCAAUUUGCAGGAUGCUGCUGGGGAUGACAGCCAUCCCAACGUGAAGGGGGAUCACCUAGCGCAAGAGCGGAAGAGUACCGCUGAAAAGUCCUCGUCUGUUCUAAGGAGGGAAACCCAUGGGGGAAGCAUCACCCCCCAGGGUGACACAAACCGAAGCAGUGAAGGACGACGCUACUACCGUGUUGGAGCUCCUAAUAGGGACAGUACAAACCACGCAGCGGCUAUCCCAUCAAGUGGCAAUCCACCCCAUGUGAAGUCCCAAGAAAAUGUGAACGACUCUGAAAGAAACAGCAGCGAUAAUGUGGACUUCUGCUACGGUGGUGAGCAAAAGACGGGGUAUAAAAACAGCUUCAACAUUAACAAGGAGGAAAAUUAUUUUAAAAAUUUCUCGGUCGACUCGGAAAAAAAAAAAAAAAAAAAUACAUACAAUGAUGCGAAUUUUUCCAGGGAAAUUAAAAGGACAUAUAAAAAAAGGUACCAAAUUAUUUUUAACCAGAAAUUAUUUCUCCUAUUCGAAACGUGUGAGCAAAUGUUUAACAAAGCUGCAUGGCUGUAUCGAAUUUUUAACAACAGCUUGAACGAAAAAAGGAUCUUCAAUUUGAUAAAUACCAUCCUGGAAUCGGAAGAAAAAGAAAUUGUUAUCAACCCAAAGGACCAGAAAUAUUUUUAUGACUUUAUUAAAAAUAUUUGCCUGAGUGAGAACAGCAAGAAUGGCGCGUUUGGCAAGAGUGGCCCCUUUGGCAAGAGUGGCGCGCUGGACAAGAAGUGGAGCGGCGCCAGCGGCUCCAAGUUCCACAGAAUAAACAAGUCCAUUUCGUCCAGGCAUUUGAAUCGGACCUUCAAGUCGAAAAGGGAGAGAAGUGAAAGAAGCGAAAUAGGCGAAAGGGGUGAACGAAGCGAAAUCGGCGAAAAAGGCGAACGGAGCGAAAAGAAUGACAACAGCGCCGGCAGCGCAAAGAACCCCGUGAUUAAUAACCCGUAUCAAAAUUUGGGCGUCUCUGUGAAGGUCAAAAAGAAUGACUCACAGCCGUGCCCAUCGGCGAGCGACGAAAAAAAUAUGCUCAACAAAGAUAAGCUGUCUCUCCUCCUGCAUUCGCACAAUAAAGAACAGAACAUUCAGGAAUGCAUUAUCGAUUACGUUGACCAUAGCUUUGGGGAUCCACUGUACAACCCCCCUGCACGCAUGUACUGCAGCGUGAACCCAGUCGACACGACCGUUUCGUUUGUUAAGACAACUCCCAUUUUGUGA